Molecule: messenger RNA, 2632 nt
Organism: Nanorana parkeri
Lineage: Eukaryota; Metazoa; Chordata; Amphibia; Anura; Dicroglossidae
Product: protocadherin-20-like
Exons: 2
Coding region: 1-2619 (872 amino acids)
Biological process (GO): homophilic cell-cell adhesion
Cellular component (GO): plasma membrane
Molecular function (GO): calcium ion binding
Source: RefSeq, a predicted model, not a curated record
AUGGAGUACUUCCAGAAAUACUUCUCACUUCUCACCAUUACUUUUAACCUGCUGGCCUUCCCCGGAGUCAGGGCGGAGCUUAUAUUCCAUAUCCACGAGGGACAAGAAGAAGGAACUUUUAUUGGAAAUGUACGGGACGGUAUUGUAUCGCCGACGGCGAUGCGAUUCAAACUCUUGGCCCAUACAAACUAUUUUGACUUGGAUGCCCAGACUGGAGAUUUAUACACGACAUCCGAGAAACUUGACAGAGAGGUUCUAUGCCCUUCUGAAACCGCGGACCGGUGUUCCAUGGCGCUGGAUAUCUUUACCACAUCCCAGGAAUAUGCCGAGUUUUCCAAAGCGAAGCUUUUUAUUCUGGAUAUCAACGAUAACGCCCCUUAUUUUCCAGAACAGACCUACACCCUCUCCCUUCCAGAGGACACAACCAUAGGGACCAAAUUUCACAUUGACCACUUGGCCAGAGACGCAGAUACCCAAGAUAAUGGAGCCGUGUCAUAUCUUCUGGUGAGCCCAGAUGAUGUGUUUUCUUUGGAUUACCGAUCUGAGCUGAUAUCAUUGGUUCUGAUGAAGUCUCUGGAUAGAGAAUCACAAAGUGAACAUCGGCUGACUCUAAUUGCUGUCGACAGAGGACAACCGCCAUUGUCUGGAACUACUACUUUUGUUGUGAAGGUGACCGAUGUCAAUGAUAACUGCCCUUAUUUCCUUGCAAACAACAUUUCUGUGCACCUUCCCAGGGACGCAUCUAUGGGUACCGCUGUGGCACAAGUUAUAGCGGUUGACAAAGACGCGGGUGACAAUAGCGUGAUUCAGUACCAUUAUAGCUACAGAGUUUCUGAGUCCAUCCGGAAUCUUUUUCAUCUGGAUAGUGCUAGUGGUACGAUAACCUUGUCCGGGUCUUUACCUGAUGACGUAACCCAACAUAAGCUUACUGUAUUAGCCUUUGGCUAUGGCUGCGCACCGGCGAUGGCAACAGUCACGGUACAACUAGAAAUUAAACAACAAGAACCCAAAAUGGAAUUCCGCUUUAUAGGCUCUCAACGCGAAGGCGGUGUCUACAUCAAGGAAGACAUUCUGCCAGGUUCCAUCAUCGCCAUCUUAGAGGUCACCGAUCCCGAUGAUAGCAUCGAGAGGCCUCUUUCCAUUACCGGACCUUCACCUUUCCUUCUAAAGCCCUCUGAUUCUUCUCCUAACACAUACCUGCUGUUGACCUCCACUCCGGUGGACUUUGAGACAGAGAAUCGUUUUGACAUUACCAUCGUUGGCCGUUCAGCUUUGGAUGAAUCUGUCGCCUACACCGAAAAUCUCACGGUGCUCAUAGAGGACGUAAAUGACAAUUCUCCCAAAUUCACAGCAAAUUUUCUAGAAAUAUCUGUUGAAGAAAAUAAUCCGCCAGGAGACACGUUAAUGAGGGUCUCAGCUUCUGAUGCUGACAGUGGACCCAAUGGAGAACUAAGUUAUUACCUGGAACAGGAAGAUUCCAACGUGUUUUCAAUCAACAGUACAAAUGGGGUCCUAAAAGCUUUGGUGUCUUUCGACAGGGAAAAGAAUCCUUCUUAUUCUGUUCGGAUCAUAGUAACAGACCAUGGUUUGCCAUCAAAGAAUGAUUCUUGCCUAAUUGUCAUAAGCAUCUUAGAUCAAAAUGACAAUGCGCCUAUUUAUUCUUCCCAGGAGUUUGUAUUUUAUAUCCCUGAAAAUCUUCCUCGAGGAGGAAACGUUGGCAUUAUAAAUGUGACCGACGCGGAUAUCGGACUGAAUGGGGACUUUUCUGUUUCUUCAUUGAAUGAGACCUCACUUUUUUCAUUCAACCACGAUACCAUCCUCAGAUCUCGAGGUUCUUUUGACUAUGAAAAGGAAAGGAUGUAUGAACUUUGGGUGGAAGCCAAAGACAAAGGAAGUCCAUCCUUGUCCUCCAGGGCCAAAGUUCUUGUCUUUUUACUGGAUGUAAACGAUAACGCUCCUUUAAUAGUUCUUCCAGAGUCAAACUUCUCGUAUGUGUUAGUACCUCCAGAUACAUCGAAAGGAUCUCCGGUUACCAAAGUUCACGCUGUGGAUUAUGAUGCUGGCAUGAACGGGGCCAUAACCUACAGUGAGUUUGGUGAAAUGAGCCCUAAUGCCGAUCUUUUUAAAGUUGACAAGCAUUCGGGCAACAUUACAUUGAAAGAAAGUAUCAGGGAGCAUCAGUGUGGCCUCUAUCAACUCCUAGUCAAGGCAAGUGACCAAGGCUUCCCCGAAGCCCUUUCGACUAUUGUGAGGGUCAACAUUCUUCUCAACCAAAGCAUAAGUAACCGGACCUACCUUGAAUCCUUGAUCAUGAGCUGGACAGUUAUAACCCAAGAGAGCCAGGUCAUCUUGCUGAGCCCAUGUCCGCAGAACCCCCAAACCAUGGCCAUGUUCUCCUGGUCUCUGGCAGCCCCGGUUGCCCUUGUUGUUGUCUCAGUUUCUGUCAUAUGCUGUGUGAUGGGAACCUGUUUGUUUCUCUAUUCAAGGAGGAAAAACUCUAGAAAGAAGCCGAGUCCAGAUGUACAAGUUCCAUUACAAUUAAAUAAGGAUUACAGUGCCAAAGACUGGGAUGAAGUCAAGUACUGUAAAGGCUCUGAAACGCCAUUGACACAGCAGUGAACCCAGAUAAUAU